GUACAUGGGGACUCAGCAGCGACCGGUAGCGACACAAGAUGGCGACCACCGGGAGCAAGACAUCUGCGUUUUGGUCAUUUUCCUCCCUCAGUAGCUUCCUUUCAAAACCAGCUGUAACAGUUCCGCGUAAUUUUCGCCUUUUGGAAGAACUAGAAGAAGGUCAGAAGGGAGCAAGUGAUGGGACAGUAAGUUGGGGACUUGAAGAUGAUGAAGAUAUGACACUCACAAGGUGGACAGGGAUGAUCGUUGGACCUACCAGAACCAUUUAUGAACACCGAAUAUACAGCCUUAAAAUAGACUGUGGACCUAGAUAUCCAGAGAUAGCUCCACAUGUUAGAUUUGUAUCGAAAAUAAAUAUGAAUGGAGUAAAUAAUUCCAAUGGAAUUGUGGAUCCGAAAAGCAUAUCAGUUCUAGCUAAAUGGCAGAAUUCAUAUAGUAUCAAAGCUGUCCUGACUGAGCUGCGGCGUCAAAUGAUGUGUAAAGAAAACGGGAAACUCGCUCAGCCCCCAGAAGGACAAAGUUUCAACAAUUAAUCUGGAAUAAUUCCUCCCUCAUUGAAGCUUACUUCAUUUCCACUGUACCGUAGUAUUUUUUUUCUAGGCGCAUCUUGUAGAUCUCAAAGUACUGGAAAAAGAAUAAUUCCCAUUAAAAAGCAAUUAAUCUUAAUACUGUAAAUGUAAGCCAAUACUAAUUGUUUUUGGACAAAAGUUGUAUGAUAACACAAAUAAUCUUGCGCGUAACCACUGUCCACAUAGUAGAAUCUUUGAUGUCAGGAAUUAUCUAUUGAAAUUAGUACUGUUGAGACCAGUGUGGCACAUUUAGCUAAAGCUGUGAAUAUGCACAUCACACAGACACUUGCUGCAGGUUUGCCCUUUAAAUUAUUGUCCCUUUGCAAUAGUAUUAAAGCUCAGGGCUAUUUAUUAGAGUCCAAACACAAAGGUUGGAAUGAUCAGUACAGUAUUGUUUUCUGGUCUCCAUCUGCCAAUGGGAUUUAUUUUUCUUUUCGAGCCAACUUUUCCUUUGUGCUGUCUCUAGUAAAUGCUGAACACGGCUGAUGUAUUUUGGACCACUAACCUUAGUUUGCUGUAUUGUGGAUGCAAGCUACGUGUAUAACUAUUUGGUGCGUCCGGAAAUUUUUUGACAUUCAUAUUUGUACAAAGCCACAUUUUAAAGCAGUGAAUAUCACCACAACUCUUAAACAGCCAUUGUUUCCAUUAAAGGCAUAUUUUGUUGAAAAAUGUUUAAGAUAUUAGAUGUAUGGAUAUAACAGUCUCAGAAAUUAAAGAAUUUAACAUAACUUAAUGGUAUCCUAUUGAUAGCCUUUUAUUGUGUCAACCUAAUUAUGAAAUAUUAAAAUUGUGCGUUAAGGGAUACAUGGAUUAUAUUUAAGCUAAAUGUAAAUGCAAUAGCUUAGAUUGAAUCAAAUUUACAUGGGCUUGUAAAAUGAAAGACAAAAAACAUCUUAAGUUCGUCAUUAAGAUUUUUCAUGCUUUAGUGAACUGAAUAGUGUCAUGUACUGCACUUAAGGCUAUUGUAAUAGAAAUAAGGCAUUUAAAAUAUAAUAUAUGUUUGGGUUAUUUGUAUCUUUUGAAAGUUUGUCUGCAAUAGUUGCAGAAUUUGAAUUGGUUUCUGUAAUUCUUACGAAAAGCAGUUUAAUAAGUUGAAGCAAUUGUUUUGAAUCUGGGGCUUCAACUAUAAGAUGAAACUCACUGUCCAUUACACAAUGUGGCUUGGUUUAUAUGAAAGCACAAUCUGGUUCUCCGAGCUUGAAUCCACACACAAGACUGCUUUGCUUAUGUAUUAAUUGAUAAUCAAGAGUAUGGAUAGAAAAUGUUGCAGUUGUCCAGUUAAGGGUGUACUACAAUUGGCCACCAAUUAUUCACGAGAUAUUUGAAUGAAAGAUUAUUGGUCCAUCAUAAUUUCCACAUCUGCUACUACCCCUAUCUCCAAACCCAACUUUUCUUGGUGCAAAUCCCACCCGUCUAAAUUUGAAUUGCAAGGUUAUUCUCAUUCUUUAUCUGCAAAAUUGACAAAUUACCUGUCAUCAAUGUCUGUAGACAUUUGCCAUUUAGGAAUACUAUCCCAGAUUCUAAGGCUUUCAGCACUCCACCUAGAAUGAUAUUUCUUCAGGGGAAAACAAGGCAAUGAUGUUGAUAACACCUUCCUCCUUUUAAUUCAGAGAUAAAAAUUGGGGAGCUGGUGUUGACUAUGAAACCCAUUGACAUUGCUUUAUCAUUUGAUAAAUAAUGCAUUUGUUCUACUGCCCCAUCCUAUCCUUGUCAAUUGCCUUUGGUAAUUAAAACUCAUUCGUGUGCACUCCUAUUACCGUUUAGGGUAGAAAAUCCCCAAAAUACACAACCCUCUGAAUGAGGAAUAUGUUAUCCUCACCUGAAUAUUAUUUAGGCAAGCUCUUAUUCUGGGAAUAUUAUCCCCAAUCUUAUUUUUUUUUAAUUGGGUAAAUCAGCUUCUCAGCAUUUACUUUGUCAAGCCUUAUAAAAUCAUGAAGUUGGCUGCUAUUGAGUUGGGAAAAGGUCAGCAUGCAUGUUUUGUAACUGUUUUCCUAAAGAUCAUUGUAUUUACUAUGGUUAAUACAUUUUCUGCCCAGUACCUAAGUAAAUAGAUAAAUCUGGAGGAGAAAGAGGAUCUUUAAAGUGUACCCAGCUACUGAGCUUGUCCCAAAAGUCUGCAAAAGUAAAUUGCAAUGUCGCUGAGUUAUUCCAGCAUUUUGUGUGAUCCUUCAAAGCAGGCUUAAGCUUUGGAACAGCAAGUGCUUUAUUUGCAUAGGGCAAAAGAAUGAGCAAUAAAAAGUGACAGGUGAAAAACA
Leucoraja erinaceus (little skate) is the source of this 2824-nucleotide messenger RNA. RefSeq names its product ubiquitin-conjugating enzyme E2 variant 1-like. Gene Ontology annotation, cellular component: nucleus. The coding region runs from base 39 to 533 and encodes 164 amino acids. The transcript has 6 exons. The record is from RefSeq and is a predicted model, not a curated record. Gene Ontology annotation, biological process: DNA damage tolerance; protein K63-linked ubiquitination. NCBI's taxonomy places the organism in Eukaryota, Metazoa, Chordata, Chondrichthyes, Rajiformes, Rajidae.